Molecule: messenger RNA, 1736 nt
Organism: Centropristis striata (black sea bass)
Lineage: Eukaryota; Metazoa; Chordata; Actinopteri; Perciformes; Serranidae
Gene: noazfp
Product: zinc finger protein 330
Exons: 10
Coding region: 294-1247 (317 amino acids)
Cellular component (GO): nucleus
Molecular function (GO): zinc ion binding
Source: RefSeq, a predicted model, not a curated record
AUGUUUCAGUCCGGGCACAUUUUCAGACCGGACCUACAAGAAGUCGGGAGUGCUGAUCACUUCGUUAAAAAAAAAAAUUCAAAUCACUUUCUUACAUUCAAAUGACAGUUAAAUUGAACAUCGAGGACCAUUAAUGUAACCAGCCGUUGAACCAGCUGUUAACUCCUUGGAUACCAGCAUUUGAACUAGCCCUUAGCUCGCUGUAAAGCAGCCGUUGAACCAGCCGUUAACUCAUUGGAAACGAGCGGUUGAACCAGCCGUUAGCUCGGUGAAAACCAGCCGUUGAACCAGAGAUGCCCAAGAAGAAAACCGGAGCCCGGAAAAAGGCGGAGAACCGUAAAGAGCGAGAGAAACAGAUUCGAGCCAACCGGGAUGUUGUCGAUGUGGCCAAACACCCCUGCAACUCUAACAUGGAAUGUGACAAAUGUCAGAGAAAACAGAAGAACAGAGCCUUCUGCUACUUCUGUAAUGCAGUGCAGAAGCUGCCAGUCUGCGCUCAGUGUGGCAAAACCAAGUGCAUGAAGUCAUCAGAUUGUGUCGUCAAACAUCCUGGGAUCCACAGCACUGGAAUGGCCAUGGUGGGGGCCGUAUGUGACUUCUGUGAAGCUUGGGUGUGCCACGGCAGGAAAUGUCUGAGCACUCACGCCUGUGUGUGUCCUCUGACUGAUGCAGACUGCAUUGAGUGUGAACGUGCUGUCUGGGAUCACGGAGGGCGAAUCUUCCGAUGUUCCUUUUGUCAAAACUUUUUAUGUGAGGAUGAUCAGUUCGAGCACCAGGCGAGCUGCCAAGUCCUCCAGGCAGAAACAUACAAAUGCGUUUCCUGUAAUAGACUGGGACAACACUCCUGUCUGCGCUGUAAGGCCUGUUACUGUGACGACCACGCCAAGAGUAAGGUCUUCAAACAGGAAAAAGGCAAAGCUCCACCCUGCCCCAAGUGUGGUCACGAGACCCAGGAGACCAAAGAUCUCAGCAUGUCCACUCGCACAUUGAAAUUCGGCCGGCAGGCUGGUGGUGACGACGACGAUUAUUACGAUGGAGCGUCCGGGUACGAUGCCUACUGGAAGAACCAAGCGUCUGGAGGUGGCCAACAGGACUAUGGAGACGAUGACGACUACGAAGAAGACGAGGAGGACGACGACGAGGAUGAUGAUGAUUCUGAGGAAGAUGAUGAUGAGGAGGAGGAGGAAGAAGAAGAGGAAAAGGCUGCUGACUCCAUGGCUGCUCUUAAACUGGACGGUGCUGCCUGAGCUGGGACAGAGACUGGAGAGCACAGUCCUGCAGACACACAUGAGGGUUUGCAGAUGUUCACCUGUUACAAAGAAGUCAACUUAUAAAUAAGAUCAUGAAUCUGACCAGAUAUUCAAAAGAAUUAAAACAAAAGAUUGAGGUUUAUAUACCCAUCCCUUGAAAUGACUUGUUUUGUGUUUUGUUGUUAAAUUCGGGGUUGGAUUAAUGAACUAGGAGGGCCAGAAUUAGCUGUAAACCCCCUUUUUUAAUUGGAAAUAUGCACCAUGGAAAUUCUGACAAGAAAGUUUGUGCAAUGGUCAAUGUCAAAUGUCAGCUGGGAUUAUAAAUGGUUACAGAUAAUGAAUGGAUGAAUGGUAAAAUGAACAUUUCAGAUACGCUUUUCUGCAUGUUCAUCAACAUGAAAACACAAAGCUCCUGCAAAAUGUAACAAUGCAACAAGUUUAUGUUAUGAUCAUUGGCUAUUAUAAUUAUUUCAAUUUUGUUUCUGA